This is a messenger RNA of Chanos chanos (milkfish), 4683 nucleotides long. It is a transcript of the gene znf142, whose product is annotated as zinc finger protein 142. Bases 1 to 4683 code for a protein of 1560 amino acids. NCBI's taxonomy places the organism in Eukaryota, Metazoa, Chordata, Actinopteri, Gonorynchiformes, Chanidae. The record is from RefSeq and is a predicted model, not a curated record. The transcript has 7 exons.
AUGGAUGCGCAACCUACCAACCAGGGCACAGUGACCAAAUCAGCACCCGAUCAACAGGGUGGACCCCAAAAUCACAAUCCACUCCCAGUCUCUACCGUGUCCCUGGAGGAGGAGGAGACGGUGCCGCAGUCACACAAUGUCAAAAGGUCAAACAAAAGGGUCAAAGGGGUCAAACAGAGCGAAAAGGCACCUGCCAUAACAAACCAAGGAGAACACAGGUCCAAAGGGCACGUUGUAGAGGGGACAGAACAUCUCUAUCGCACUCACAUUUGUUCCGAGUGCCGACGUUGCUUUAAAACGCGCUCUCACCUGCUGGAGCACAUGCACCUGCACUUCCCUGACCCCAACCUGCAGUGCCCGACCUGUAAGCACUACUUCACCAGCAAGAGCAAGCUGCGUGUGCACAUGCUCAGAGAGUCCGGCCAGAAGCUGCACCGAUGCCACCUGUGCCAGUACGGAGCGGUCGAACGCAACUCCCUCCACCGACACCUCGCCAGCGUUCACGGCCAAGCCGAAGACCCGGGCCGCUCCUCGGAAACGUAUCCCUGUCCGGCGUGUCAGAAGAGCUUCUGUCGGAGUCAGGCGCUGAAAGCCCAUAUGAAGACCCAUUGCACGACGUGGAACGGACAGCCCCUGCGCUGCUUUCGCGAAGGCUGCUCUUUCCAGUGCACUGACAAGAAAGAGCUCCAGAAACACGCGACGGACGCCCACGGGAUCCAAGCCGUGGAGUGUCGGCAUCACGCCUGCUCUGCUUUCUUUGGGAGCCGCGACGACAUGGAGGUCCAUUUCCGCACCCAUCAGGCUUUCCACUGUCCGCAGUGCGACUUCUCCUGUUCGAACAAGAGCCGCUUCCUGCAGCACAAGAGACAGGGUCAUCCAGGGGAGCAGGAACUGACCUGUGGCUUUUGCCCUUUCACCACCUUCAACCCGGUCGAAUUCGAACAACACCAAGGGCAUUUCCAUGCCAACGAGAAGAUUCAUCGCUGCCAGCAAUGCAGCUUUGUCACUGCGCACAAGAGAGUGCUUGUUCGCCACAUGCUGAUGCAUACCGGUGAGAAGCCCCACAAGUGUGAGGUGUGUGACUUCAGAUGUCGUGAUGAGACUUAUCUCUCCAAGCACAUGCUCACGCACUCUGAUAACAAGAACUACAUGUGUUCAGAAUGUGGCUACGUGACCAAAUGGAAGCAUUAUCUGAACGUCCACAUGCGUAAACACGUGGGUGACCUCAGGUACAAAUGUGACCAUUGUCCUUACCGGUGUCAUCGCAUCGAUCAGCUGAACAGCCACAAGCUCCGUCACCAGGCGAAGUCGUUGAUAUGCGAGGUGUGCGCCUACUCAUGUAAGCGCAAGAGCGAGUUACGAAAGCACAUGCAAGUCAAGCACUCCUCAGCAGAGGAAACCCAGGUCCCUGUGUACCAGUGCAAAUACUGCUCUUACCAGACAAAGUACAGGCAAGCCCUGCAUAACCACGAAAACUGCAAACACACCAGGACCCGCGAGUUCCGCUGUGCGCUCUGUUCAUACACCACGUUUAGCAACACGGGCCUCUUCCUGCAUAAGAGGAAGGUCCAUGGCUACAUGCCAGGAGAUGUGCAGUGGCUGGAGAACUAUGCAGAAAAAGAGAGAGAGAAGAAGACGGUUGAUCUGAUUCAAGGUUUUUACUCCAAAGCUGCGGCACCAACUCAGCAGGGAAAUUCAGCCGAGGAGCACGCGAGAAACCAAGAGGAUUCUGAAAACAAUACGAAUGACGCUUGUCAAAAUGUGAUGCCAAGCGACCGUGAGGUCAGUUUGACAGCCUCUCAAGUACAGGGUCACUGUGAACAGCCCUCAUCAAACACGUCAGGACCCGGAAGGACGGUUUUGGAAGACCAAGUCGACUCCGAUUCUGUUUUACAAGGAGAUACUGGCAAAAUCCCAGAUAGCCGCCAAGCUGACCACGAUCAGGAACAAUGUUGUACUUUAGUUUUAACACCCAUAACAAACACUGAAGGUACAGAGUGUGCAUCUAGGCAAAGUGAGACCCCAGCUUUGGAUGUGACCAUUAGUGAUCCCGUGAGGCCCGAAACCGCGCGAGACAUCCCACAAACCCACGCGGAGUCAGUGAGUGAAGAAGAUGACGUCGUCCUAAUGGAAUCUGAGGAACAAAGUGAUUCGGAAGAGCAGACAAGUCUGUCUAGUUCUGCGGUUAGAGAGAGGCAAGAGAGUGCAGAGGGUGACAGGCCUGUGGAGCUCUCUCCCAGGGAGACCACAGCCAAAGUCCCAGAACCAGAGGCUCUGCUCAGCAUCAUGCGGAGACAAGACAAAGACCAGGCGGAGGCUUUAGUGCUGGAAGGGAGGGUGCAGAUGCUGGUCGUUCAGACCCAGGCCAGUGUUUACCAGUGUGAGCACUGUUCUUACGUCACCAGCAAGCACGCCGCCCUGCGAUUGCACAAGUCGUCCUGCAAGGUCAGGAGGGCAGGCCUGUGCUGCCAGAGGUGUGGUGCGAAGUUUAAGCAGCAGCGUGGUUUGGACACUCACUGCCUCAGAAAGUGUCCCGCGCUGAGAAGAAACAGGAGGUUCUCACGGCUAACCACCGCAAGGACAGUUAUGGACCAGACAGAAUUACAGUCGCAACCAACUGGACAGGAGGCAAGUGUGUGUCGAGGACCCGAUGGAUGCUCUGUUACUGUUAUGGAACAAACGGAAUCCGACGCCAUGGGAACGAGAGCCGGGGCCCAAAGCGCCAAAGAUGUCGUGCGAUACAAGACCAGCGAGACGACAAAUCUUAAACAAGGGGAAGGUAAACACAUCUGCAAGACGUGUUCUUUUUCAACGUGCAGAGAAAUCACCAUGGAGCGCCACCGUGCAACCUGUGGCAAAAGCGCUCGUAAAACAAAAGCUGAUGAAAUUGAGGAUGUUUUAGAACUCGAAGACGCCGAUCGUGAGCAAAGAGAGGAUGGUGAUGGGAACAGCAGCAGGGAUACAGAGAUUACAAAGAGGUCAAAAAAUACCAAACAACGAUUUUCUUGUGCAGACUGCUCUUUUUCGUGUCACCAGGAGAGGGCGCUAGACAGUCAUAAGAGGAGGGGUUGUCUGAAGCCUGGGGAGAUCCAGUGUCAGAACUGUUCUUUUGUUGCCAAAUCCCAGCAGGCCCUUGACCACCACACUGCUGUUCACAAGAAAGAGAAAAACUCAGUGUCGCCGAGAAGUAAAAAACCCAGACUGCAGUGUCAGCUGUGCAGCUUCACUUGCAAACAGGAACGUCGCAUGACGCAGCACGUUUCCGUGAAGCAUGAGGGCGUCAGACCUCAUCGCUGUCGCUUCUGUGCGUUCAGCACCACACGCAAACAUCGACUCAACGCUCACGAGUCCAUGCACACGGGCGUUGGUCGUCACAGCUGCACGCUCUGUGACCAGACCUUCAGCACUGCAUCUAAGCUUCGACUGCACCGCCAACGCGUUCACGACAGGCAGCCCACCCACUUCUGCUCCCUCUGCGACUACAGCGGCUACGGCCCCAGUGACAUCAACCGCCACACCCUCAGCUGCCACACGGGGGCGCUCAGUCACCCCUGUGACCAGUGUGAGGCGCAGUUCAGCUCUGACAUGGCGCUGAAACAGCACUGCAACAGGAAGCACCAGGGGUCCAGCAGCUUGUCCUGUGCCCACUGUGACUUCACCUGCCUCAGCAAGGCUUCGCUCAAAGUCCACCAACAACACCAACACACCCAGUUAGCACAGGAGGGCAGCGACACGCGGGGGGGUCCGAGGGAGCGUCGUAAACCCCCCCAUGUUUACCAGUGUCCUGUCUGCCUGUUCACCGCUCACAAGAGACAUAUGCUGGCCCAGCACGUGUUGGACGAGCACGAACAGUGCCCCCUAGAGGAGAAACCCCUGAAGUGCGACGUCUGUGGCUUCUCCUGCCGGCACCAGCUGGUGUUUGACCAGCACAUCCGUUCUCACGGAGGCACACGCCUCUAUAAGUGCACGGAGUGUGAGUACUCCACCCGCAACAAGCAAAAGAUCACCUGGCACACCCGCAUCCAUACGGGGGAGAAGCCGUACCACUGCGAAAAGUGCAGCUACUCCUGCGCAGAGCCAUCGCGCCUGAAGUAUCACAUGAGAAUUCAUGAGGAAGAACGGAAAUAUCUCUGCCCGGAAUGCGGCUACAAAUGCAAAUGGAUGAGCCAGUUGAAGUAUCACAUGACUAGACAUACAGGAGCCAAACCGUACGCGUGUGAGGAGUGCGAGUACCGCACCAACCGCGCGGACGCCCUCCGCAUCCACAGAGAAACGCGUCACUGCGACGAGCGUUCCUUCAUCUGCGAGAAGUGCGGCAAGGCGUUCAAGACGCGCUACCUGCUCAGGACGCACCAGAGGAAGCACAGCGAGGAGCGUUCCUACGUGUGCCCCGAGUGCCCCAGGACCUUCCGCUGGCCCGCGGGCCUCCGACACCAUUACCUCUCCCACAGCAAACAGCUGCCCUUCCGCUGUCUGCACUGCCCUUACAGGGCCAAGCAGAACUUCCAGGUCGUCAGGCACAUUAAGAGGCAGCAUCCAGACCAGCCCCCGCAGGACAGCGUGGGAAAAGACCCAGGCCUCCCGAAGCUCCAUCUGCAGAGGGGUCUUCUCCGAGCGCAGCAGAACGGAGAGGGGGAGAGGCAAGACGCGGAGGGCGCGGCCCACCAGAGUGGAGGGGUUUAG